CCUUUGCCCGAUAAUAAAAGGCCGGCACUGGCUUGGCCGAGUAUCAGUUGAUCGUCAGAAGCAGCAACAUGCAACCCUCGUUCUCGAGCCUCCUGCUGGCCCUCCUGGCCGUCGCCACCUUCGCCAACGCUGAAAGGGUCGCUUUCGAGCCCUGCUCAAGUGGAUCAAACCAAUGCGAAGUCAACUGGGUGGAGAUCGACCCUUGUCCCGAGGCGGAAACUGGAGCCCCGUGCAGGACGAAGAAGGGCAAGGCGGCCGCCAUCAAAUUCGACUUCAAAACCGCCGUGCCAAAGGACAAGUUGGACGUUGAGGUGUUCUGGGCGAGCGCCACCGGCGACCUGCCCUUCCCAGGCUUCGACACGGACGCGUGCAAGUACACGCAGUGCCCAGUGGCCGCUGACACUACCCAAACGCUGACCUACUCGCUGGACAUUCCCAAGAAGACGGCGUCGCGCGUCUACAGCGUCAAAUGGGACCUGAGCUCCGCAGACAAGGAGGUGCGGUGCUGCUUCCUCACAAAGAUCCGCAUCUACUAAGCGCCGCGGCCGAUUGUUACUUGUACAGAUCGAAUCGUAUUUUGUGUCAACUGCAUUGAUUGAUUCUCCGGCUUGGUGUUCCUUAACAACUCAAGCUUCUCAUUGUGCAACGUCUCAGCUUAAGAUUAACACGAAUAAAAGAUAUUACGCAAGUGGUUUAGAUGGUAA
Cloeon dipterum is the source of this 704-nucleotide messenger RNA. RefSeq names its product MD-2-related lipid-recognition protein-like. Gene Ontology annotation, molecular function: sterol binding. The record is from RefSeq and is a predicted model, not a curated record. NCBI's taxonomy places the organism in Eukaryota, Metazoa, Arthropoda, Insecta, Ephemeroptera, Baetidae. Gene Ontology annotation, biological process: sterol transport. The coding region runs from base 69 to 536 and encodes 155 amino acids. The transcript has 4 exons.